Messenger RNA from Pichia membranifaciens NRRL Y-2026, 3473 nucleotides. RefSeq lists its product as hypothetical. The transcript has a single exon. The coding region runs from base 97 to 3327 and encodes 1076 amino acids. Gene Ontology annotation, molecular function: histone H3K4 methyltransferase activity; RNA binding; protein binding. The record is from RefSeq and is a predicted model, not a curated record. Lineage: Eukaryota; Fungi; Ascomycota; Pichiomycetes; Pichiales; Pichiaceae. Gene Ontology annotation, cellular component: Set1C/COMPASS complex.
CAUUUUCGAUAGUAUCUCCCAUGUUGAUAGACAGCCUGGCGAUAGAAGACGAAGGUUGUUGUGCAAAGAGACUCGGUCGCUAGACAAAGGAAAAGCAUGGCCUAUCGUGGCGGUCACUACAAGAAGGGCUAUGGGUACCCUCCGAAUUCGAAGGGCGAUUACGGUGGUCCUCAGCAGCGGUACGAUCACGGCGGUCGUUUGAGCAACGGUUACUCAACCGACUACCCGAACGAGUACUCCAGCGACUACGCAAACGGGUACGGUGCUGGCUACUACGACUACUACGACGACGGCUACAGUAUACAGCCGCCACCGCAGCAGCCGCCGCCGCCGCCACUGCAGAGGGACCCGCCAUCGAGCUUAUACGAGUCGCAAAGCUCGAGCUAUUACAAUAGCUACUCCGGAUACCACAGCCACCGGCUUCCCCGUCAUCACUCCUCGGGUGAUGAUCACACAGCUACUAACUACCCACCUUCUUCUUCCUCUGCACCAUCCCCCUCUCCGAAGAUCGUAUCUGCCUCGGGGACCAGAAGGGCCCAUUCGAGGCAAGGAAUUCAUGCGCCAAUCGUGAAAACCUACGCAUUAGGAGAUCCCAAGCAAGGCAAUUUCAUAUCACAGCUUGCACCUUUGGAUGAGGGCCAAAUUUUAGAGGCGAAAUCUUUCAAAACAAUACAUCUAAAGACCGAAAACAGGAAGAAGAACGCAAUCGAGCAUGUUCAAGGACUGUCCAAAACCGUGGUAGACCCCAGAUUGAACAACUCUGCUAGCUAUUUGAAGUCUCUCUCGAAAUCAUUCUCCAAACCAGUAGAGAAGAUAUAUUUACCCACAUUCAAAUUUGACUCCCACUCAUUGGGGGAGAAGCCUUCAAACGAGAUCCUCAUUUGGAACCUUCAUUCAACUACUACUUCCUUGAUAAUCAAAAAUAAUUUUUCACAAUACGGACCCGUUAGUGAGGUCAAAGUAAUUGACGAUCCAUCCACCGCCGUCCCACUUGGAAUGUGCUUGUUAAGCUUUGAUGGCAAAGUUGAACAAGCACACAGUACAGCUCUGAAGACAGUUGAGAUGGCCAACAAAAGAUUGGUUAUACAAGGUCGGUAUAUAAGAUGUGGCUUAAAUGUGAAAAAUCAACUUUAUGACGAAAUCUAUAAUAAGACUAUGGAUGUCAGAAAGGAGAAGCUUAGAAAGCAAAAAGUUGAAGAAGCCAAGAAGGAGGAGAAGCUCAAAAUCGAGAGGUUGAGGGAAGAAAAGCUAGCCAAAGAAGAACAAAUCAGACUUGCAAAAGAGGCAAGGAUGAAUCGAGAGAAAUACAAUAAGUUGCUUCCUUCAGGUCCAAGCUCAAAAGGACUAACAAGUAGCUCGAAAGUUUCUGUUCAUGAUAGACACAUUUUCCCUGCGUCAUCAUUCAGUUUAAGCUACAAAUUUCAGAAAUACAUCUCUAAUCGUCCUUACAUUUUCAUAUCAGAUAAGUAUGUUUCCUCAAUGCAUGUGAGUUCUGAUCAGUUGCGGCGGUUUUUAAGCAGAUACAACAUAAGUCGGAUCCUCCAACAAAGAAAUGGAUUUUAUUUGGUCUUCAAUAAGCUAUCGGAAGCCAUGCAAUGUUUUGAUACCGAAGAUGGAAAAAAGCUCAUGAAUUAUACUGUAUAUAUGACGCUAUAUGUUCCGGAUGACCAAAUAGAUGAAACUAGGGUAGGCAAGGCAGGAAAUGUAAAAUUAGCACAAAAACAAGUAGUGAAAGAAUUGAAUGCUUAUUUACUGAAAGAUAUCCGUGAAAAGGUGAUUGGAAAAAUGAUUUUGGAUGUGUUGGACACAGACGAAAUAGCGAAGUUGGCCCAAGAAUCAAAGAAGAAGAAGGAUGAAGAAAGAAAGUUGAUGAAGCAACAGGAAAAAGAAAGGUCGAUCGCCAAAGAUGAAAAUACGAUAAGGGUAAUUAAGAGGUUAGAUUUGAAUGUUGUCAGAAAAAGUGUCAAAAGAGCAUUUAUUCCUAUGAGUCAUUCUUUAAACAAAGGGCAUGAUAUAAGUGACGACGAUGAAGAAGAAGAUGAUGAAGAUGAGGAUGAGGAUGAGGAUGCUAGCGAAACUGAUGGGACUCCAAUCGAUGACACACUUAAUGCUAAAGAUGGGUCGAAGUCGAUAAAGAAGCGUAAGCCUGAAACUCAUAUAUCUAAACUCGACAAGAAGAAGAUUAAGUUUCAAGAGAAUAUUGAAAGCGAAGAAGAAGAUGACGAAGUUGACUUUGAUGACAACGAUGAAAUCAAGGUCGAAGCUGAACAGACAGAUAUCACACCCCCAUCAGAAACUGAGACCAUUGGAAAAACAAUUGAUAAUGUCUUCCAACCUUCUACGGCCCUUCCUGGUCCUGUCUUUGAUGAUCAUUUGGAGCCUUUUUCCCCAACUCUGCAGUUUUUGAAGAACUCCAUAAAGACGGAUGAGGAUUUCCAGAUCCUGUCCAAUCUUUGUAAAGGCUUGAACUUUGAAAAACCUAUUAAGAGCGUUGCUUUCUUUGCAUGGGAACAUAUGGAAGCAAUGAAGGAAUCUAAAGAGCUAAGGGAGGAAAAGGAAGAUGAGGGAGAUGACGCCGAAGUUUUUGACUUUGCAGAAGAGGUCUUGAACAACAAGGAAUUAAGAAACUCUUCUGGCUGCUUUAGAACCGAAGGGUACCACAAGAUUCCUGAUAAAUACAAAAGAGAAUACCUGCUCCAUAGAAGAAACUUGACAAACUUGAAUCCUGUUAAACAUGAAGACGAUGAUGAAGCAAACACUUUGAACUACAACAACGCUCAGAGCUCUAGAGUGAACCGUGCCAACACAAGAAGAUUUGUUGCUGACAUCUCAGCACAGAAGCAGAUCAUUGGAGAAACAGAUCUACUAGACUUGAACCAGUUGAAUAAGCGUAAAAAGCCUGUUCAGUUUGCAAGGAGUGCAAUUCACAACUGGGGUUUGUAUGCGUUGGAGCCUAUCACUGCUGGAGAAAUGAUCAUUGAGUACGUUGGGGAGAGAAUCAGACAGCAGGUUGCCGAACUCCGUGAGAAAAAAUAUUUGAGAUCAGGAAUCGGUUCCUCUUACUUGUUCCGGAUAGAUGAAAAUACUGUCAUUGAUGCCUCCAAGCGGGGAGGAAUUGCACGUUUCAUUAACCAUUGUUGUGAACCGUCUUGUACGGCGAAGAUCAUCAAAGUAGGCGGCAAGAAGCGUAUUGUCAUAUACGCCUUGAGGGACGUCAAGCGAAACGAAGAGCUUACUUACGACUACAAGUUCGAGAGAGAAAUCAAUGACGAGGAACGUAUUCCAUGUCUUUGUGGUGCUCCUGGGUGCAAGGGAUAUUUGAAUUGAUGUUUCGAUGCCGUGUUGGUAUAGCGGACCAAUAUUUAUAGAUAAAGAUGUAAUAAUUUACCAAAAAAACGCCGAUCGAUCCCUUCAAGGCGCUCACUAACAAUUUUGCUCACUUUUCAGCAACUUCUUCGCCGAGAGCGAUCUGC